Molecule: messenger RNA, 1142 nt
Organism: Drosophila subpulchrella
Lineage: Eukaryota; Metazoa; Arthropoda; Insecta; Diptera; Drosophilidae
Product: queuosine salvage protein
Exons: 2
Coding region: 69-1106 (345 amino acids)
Source: RefSeq, a predicted model, not a curated record
AACCAAACGCGUGUUGCAGCGCCAAAAGUCGCGACAUAUCAAUUAAGAAAGUUAAUAAUAUUGCUAAAAUGCCUGGAAACAAGCUCAAUCCUCGGGAGUCUGGAGCUUAUAUCGUAGAGCAUGCCCAGCAUGUUCGGGUUCUGCCCGCCGGCAUUGAAAAACUAACCCAGGAGAUUGUACAAGGUCUAAAAGAAAAACGCAUUGCUGUGGAGAACUUCUCGCAGCAUGAAUUGCAUCCUAAUCCGAACACAAAUCAGGCGGAAGAUUAUUCCAAAGCAGCCGAUUGGGUCUUUGUGCUGGACACCCUCAACUUUUGCUUUUGGACACCCAAUAACUAUACCAAAUACAAGGUCGACGGCUACACCGGGUACUUUGCUCUAUGUGCCGCCGUUAAAAGAACCAUCAAAGAAGGGGUGGAUGUGAUCAACCCCAAAUUCUACUCCGAGAUCGAUCUUAAGACCCUGGAGAGCAUUUUCCGUUCUGACGACGGGGAGACUGAGAUUCCCCUGAUUCAAAAGCGCCUUGAGUCGCUCCAUGAAGUGGGAAAAGUUAUAAUCGCGAAGUAUGAAGGCAGUUUUGAAAAUGUUAUCAAGAAAGCCGACAAAUCGGCGGUGCGUCUGCUGGAUCUCAUUGUGGAGGAGUUUCCCUGCUUUCGCGAUGAGGCGGAAUUCGCCGGAAAGAGAGUUUCCAUCUUGAAGCGAGCCCAGAUCCUGGUGGGCGAUGUGUGGUCCUGCUACAGAGGACAAGGACUUGGCUACUUUAAAGACAUCGAUCAGAUAACCAUGUUUGCCGACUACCGCAUUCCUCAGGUACUGGUGCACUUCGGCAGUUUGGAGUACACCAGCGAGCUGAUGGAGUUCCUCAAGUCGGAUACCAUUCUGGAGAACGGUGAUCCCCGGGAGGUGGAGAUACGCGGCGCCUCCAUAUACAUCAUAGAACAAGUCCGAGAUGCUGUGCUGAAGAUACUCCAGGAGCAACACCCCGAAAUCGCACUGGACAAUGUGAACUCCAUUGUGAUCGAUCAGUACCUGUGGGACUACCGGCGUCAGCACAAUGCCGACUUGGAGCACAUCCCCUUCCACAAGGUGCUGAGCAUCUACUACUAGCCACGGCAACGCAAAUAAAGACGGAUAUUUGUUAAA